Molecule: messenger RNA, 1091 nt
Organism: Apus apus (common swift)
Lineage: Eukaryota; Metazoa; Chordata; Aves; Apodiformes; Apodidae
Gene: PSMA3
Product: proteasome 20S subunit alpha 3
Exons: 12
Coding region: 47-814 (255 amino acids)
Biological process (GO): ubiquitin-dependent protein catabolic process
Cellular component (GO): nucleus; proteasome core complex, alpha-subunit complex; proteasome core complex
Source: RefSeq, a predicted model, not a curated record
UGGGCAGCGCGGGGGCCGGGCGGGCAGCGCUGAGGGCUCCGCCGCCAUGAGCUCCAUCGGCACCGGGUACGACCUGUCAGCUUCCACGUUUUCCCCAGAUGGCAGAGUAUUCCAAGUUGAAUAUGCUAUGAAAGCCGUGGAGAAUAGUAGUACAGCAAUUGGGAUAAGAUGCAAAGAUGGGGUCGUUUUUGGAGUAGAAAAACUAGUUCUGUCCAAACUUUAUGAAGAGGGUUCCAAUAAACGUCUCUUCAACGUCGACCGACAUGUGGGAAUGGCAGUAGCAGGACUGCUGGCAGAUGCUCGGUCUUUGGCAGACAUAGCUAGAGAAGAAGCUUCUAACUUUAGGUCCAACUAUGGUUACGAUAUUCCACUGAAGCAUCUUGCAGACAGAGUGGCCAUGUAUGUGCAUGCAUACACGCUGUACAGUGCUGUCAGACCCUUUGGCUGCAGUUUCAUGUUGGGGUCCUAUGAUGAUGAUGAUGGUGCACAGCUGUACAUGAUUGAUCCAUCAGGAGUUUCAUACGGUUAUUGGGGGUGUGCCAUUGGGAAAGCCAGACAAGCUGCAAAAACAGAGAUAGAAAAACUUCAGAUGAAGGAAAUGACCUGCCGUGAUGUUGUUAAAGAGGUUGCAAAAAUAAUCUACAUAGUUCAUGAUGAAGUAAAGGAUAAAGCUUUUGAGCUGGAACUCAGCUGGGUUGGAGAAAUAACCAAUGGAAAACAUGAAAUUGUUCCCAAAGACAUCAGGGAAGAAGCAGAAAAGUAUGCCAAGGAAUCUUUGAAAGAGGAAGAUGAAUCAGAUGAUGACAAUAUGUAACACAUUGUUACUUUAAGACAAGCUCAACUUUUCUUAAUUUACAGCUUUUAUUUAAAAAAAAUAUAUAAGCCAGCAUCAUCAAGAAGUGAUUGUGCAUCAAAAGAGACAUUAAGAAGGAAAGCUACUAUCAUGCUGCUGUUGCUUCCUCUUCCUGCAGCACUACUGCAGCCAGGCCAAGCACAGAGAAACAACCUGCCUGAAAAUUUGACAAGUCUCUUGUUUAUACUGCAGAGUUUGAUAUUAAAAACUAGUACUUGGUUGUUCCUUGAUUAACCAA